Myripristis murdjan (pinecone soldierfish) is the source of this 4210-nucleotide messenger RNA. RefSeq names its product platelet-derived growth factor beta polypeptide b (gene pdgfbb). The transcript has 8 exons. The record is from RefSeq and is a predicted model, not a curated record. Gene Ontology annotation, cellular component: membrane. Gene Ontology annotation, biological process: positive regulation of protein autophosphorylation; positive regulation of cell migration; positive regulation of phosphatidylinositol 3-kinase/protein kinase B signal transduction. NCBI's taxonomy places the organism in Eukaryota, Metazoa, Chordata, Actinopteri, Holocentriformes, Holocentridae. Gene Ontology annotation, molecular function: platelet-derived growth factor receptor binding; growth factor activity. The coding region runs from base 425 to 2083 and encodes 552 amino acids.
UUGUUGUUUUAAUUUUCUUUUUUAUUCGUUAUAUUGAUAACUCACUCUCUUUGCACUUACUUUCAAACAGCCGUACAGCACAGGGUGCACAAAAUAUUGAAUACUGAGCACUGACAGCGCCCUGAGGAAAACGCACGAGACGAAAUUAAAACUUUUUUUUGUAAUCACUUAAUUUGUUCAUUAGUGAGUUAAAUCCUUACGCCGACUUUUCGGGGGUGAUUGAUGAAGUAAAGUGGCUGACCGGGCACGAGUGCACGCCGCUGGAGUCCGUGUGCCGGAGAGAGCGCGGUGCGGGUGGACGGUCCGUGGAGGCGCGCACAGUUCGGCAGGGCGAGCCGCUGUCACCGCGCGCAGUGCUGAGGAGAGAGACUCGCGCCUCCAUAAAUGCCCGGUCCGUCGAAGAGGCUCGAGGCUGGGCAGCAAGAUGAGCUCGUGGGUACCGCUGCUGCUCGCUGUGCUGGCGGCGUGUCUGCGGUGUGGCGCAGCCGAGGGGGACCCUCUGCCUGCAGCCCUGGUGGAGCUGGUUAGAAGCAGUCCCAUCUCGUCCAUAGAAGACCUUCAGCUGCUGCUGCUCACUGACUCCGUAGAUGAGGAGGACGAAACUUCACCAGCCAAUGGAGGUCACAGACUACCAAGGAGUUUGGAUGCCCAGCCGGCCCAGCAGGCUCUGUGUAAAGUUCGUACAGAGGUGGUAGAGGUCACCAGGGCUAUGUUGGACCGCAGCAAUGCCAACUUCCUGUUAUGGCCACCAUGUGUCGAGGUGCAGCGCUGCUCUGGCUGCUGCAACACCAAGAGCCUGCAGUGUGUCCCUGUCCUCACACACACCAGAUACCUGCAGGUCAUGAAGAUCCAGUAUGUUAAUAAAAGACCCUCCUAUGCUAAAGCUGUGGUGUCGGUGGUGGAUCAUGUGGAGUGUCGCUGCCAGCCUGCCCCACGGUUGCCAGCGCCCAAGAAGAAAUCCUCUCGCAGACAGCAGAGUCACAAUAAGGAGCACCAUCGAAACCAGACCCUCAGCCAUGGACAGGGACAAGGACAGAGCAAGGCACGCUCCAAAGAAGAGCUCCAUCAUUGGGAUGAGCUGAAGCACAACCAAAGGGUUCAGGUGGAUGACCAACUGGAACAACAGUGGAGCCCCAGAGGAGACACUUUCACUCAGCCUGGAGAUGGGUACAGUCUGGCUGGGGAAGGCAUAUCACGGUCUAGGGAGGCUAUUCUCUAUGUUCCACAUUGGGAACAUAACUCCACCAGGCCCCUCGGGACUAAAGAUGUGACUGAGAGUCAGGAAAAUGUGGCGAGAAAGUCUGGGAGAAUCUCAGAUCAGGACUCUUCUUCAUUUGAUAACACUGGAGCUGGUGUUAGUGUUGAGGAAAAGGACAAGUGGGUAGAAGCUGGAGAUAAGUUGCUGCUUAACAGUACCGAGGGAAAGGUUAAGAUGACGGGAAGAGAGGAGGACCGUCUUAGCUACAUUGAUGAAAACGUGACCAGGGAUCAUGGAAUACAGAAACAAGACAGACAAACAGACAGCCCUUCAUGGCAAGAAGACAGAUCCAAGGUUUUACAUGAUCUCUCUCAGGCUGCCACCCAGAAUCCUCAAACCGAGUUCAGUCCUACUGAGGCAACCAACGCGAGAGCUGGGAGUAGGAUCCGACCUACCAAGGAACCCAACCCAGAACCUCGAGACCACGAGAAACGGAGACCAAAUGAUACUCCAGAGGAUGAGAGGAGGUUGCAGAUCGAGGAGGAGAAACUGGAGGAGGAGAGGAAAGAACUUCUGCUCCUCCACAAGAGGCUGGAUGAAGAGAAAGAAAUACUGAAACAGCAGCAACUGAAACGAGAGGAGGAGGAAAGAGAGAGGAGGAAGGAAAAGGAGAAAGAGAUUCAGCAGCACCAUCCACAUAAUAAACAUCAUCAUCAUCUGCAAACAACAACACAAAAAACAGACACAACAACUACCACUACCACACGGCCACAAUCAGCUCCAGCAGGCCCCAGGCCUCCAGCCCGUCCACCACCACCAAAAAGGAGGAUGAGGAAGAACCGCAAACGGAUCAGUAAAGCAGCUAUGAGAGCAAUGCUGAUGUAGAACAACAAUCACCCCAAGUACACAUAAUGGGUUCUUGGUAUAUUUUGUGGAUAAUCCAGAGGUGCAGCAGAGUGACUUCCUUCAUAUAAGUAUUUAUUCACCUGUCAGUAACCUGCUCGUCCUGUGAGAUCUCCUCAGUAACACUACUAAUGACUGUUUGGUAAACCUGUAACUACCCUCAGAUGGAAGGAGAUGAGGGUAAGAAGAAAAGAGGAAGGAAUAUAAAUAAAUGCGGACCUUUUCCAGAGAUUGUUUGCUCUUGGAAUCGCAGUUGCUGGUCUGACUGAACAACGAGCAUCUGACACUGACGAAAACUGUGUCCAAGUGAUGGGUUAUAUGUACGAUGGACAGUGAAGCUGCAGAACUGCGGAACAAUUCAUGUGCAAUCUGGAAACACUCUUGGAUUCCUGUUGUGAUGCAAGCAGAGAAAAGGCUGUGCUGUGUCUGGACAGAAUCAACUCGCCGUCUGGAGUGAAAGCAAACUUUUUUCUUGCUGAAGAGACUCGAUUUUCAAAUGACCACCACUCCAGACUCAGAUUCAUCCAGACUACUGUGUUCAGUUGGUCAUGAAAUGGAAUAACUCCAAGAAUCUGCUGUAUCAUAACAGAGACAAUCAGGAAAAAAGACUGUCAAAAAGAUUCUAAUGUUGACCAAAAUAAGCAGUAUUUCCGUGCAUGACAGGACUCAAUUCUGCGACUUUUUGAGCACAUACUGAGGGGUCAAUGUUGACUGUUGAACAGGAGCUCUGUAGAUUGACCGUAUCAAAGCCUGAUAUCAUUUAUUAGCUCAUUAAAGCCAUGUUGGUCUCUCUUUAAACUUAUUUAAUUCUAUUUAACUCAUUGCAAACACUGGAAAACCACAGAUGUGAUAUGAGGACAAAUUCACAAAUUGUUGCAUUAGUGAGGUUUCUUUGUUUCAAAGCCACAUUGCAGGUGUGAAGAUGAAAUGUAAGGUGCUAUCUGAAUACUGAGGGAUUGCUUUACACCAGUGACCUGUCUUUGUUCUAUGUUUCUUAUUUAUUCGUCUCUACCAUCCACUGUAGACCUGUGUUAACUUACUAUACAAAUACUGCAUAUAAGACGUGGUUUGGGUAUGUUACAAUCAUUUGAAUCUGCCAUGAUGGAUGGGUCGUCCAAACAGAAAGAAAGACAUGUAUACCCACAAAAGAGGCUUUGAAAAGGGAUCACUGCCUUCUGUUACCUACCAGUAUCAUAUACAGAGAGGUGGUGGCAAAUGAAUAACUUGUCAAAAUGUGUGUGUGUGUAUGCCUGUGUGUGUCAAGCAAUGUGUGCGCGUCUGUGUGUGUAUGUAUGUCAUGCAUUUGAAUACGCAUGGAGAGGCAUACAAUAUAUUUCUGUUUUAUCACUAACUGUGAUCAUUUAAACCAAACCCAGAGAAUAACAGAGGUCCCUUGGUUGCCAACCAGUCCUUGUCUCCUUGUUUCCUUGUUUAUUUGUCUCCUUGUCUGUGAUGGAGAUGGGCGUGGGGGGCAUUUUAGACAACAGAUGCCAUGUUUAUGGGACCAGAAAGUUUUCCUCCCCGUUUGUUGCUUUAUUUGAUAAGGCCACUGGAGAUCCUGACUCUCCUCCUCUCCCUGUCUUACUCUCUCUGUUUAUUUUGUUUGCUUACAACAAUUGUGUCCCCUUUCAGUCUUCAGGGAGAAAGGAGACACAUUUCUACCUACAGUCUUGAGUGUCCUUUGUAUAAGUGCCCCCAUUGUUUUUGUUUUACUGAUCAAAAACACAUUUAUUUGACAUUUGACUUACAGGAAGGUAAAGGGGUCAAGCACAAGCACACAGGGGGUCAAUGGACUCUCACAUGAAAGUAGAAUAGUAAAAAGCCAAACUUUGCGAGGUAAAGAUUGUUUUUCCUUUAUGUUUUCACUUAUGUGAUAAAGAUGCGAGAGUAAGUUCAGAUAAUUAGGGAAAAAAGGAACACAUUGAUGAUUUUAUGUUUGUUUCCAUUAACCUAACCAGCCAAACAUUUAGUUACUGAAAAUGUGGCUUGUAUGUUUUCAUGCCAACUGAUGACUGUUAUUGAUACUUGUCUCUUUGGUAAUGAGUUAUCAGAAAGAAGAAUGUUUGUGAUAACUUUGCCACCUAAUGCUAUUUUGAUAUGGGUAUAAGA